UGAUGCCCUUUGUUACGUAUCCUGCGAUUGGCUAAGAUCGCAAAGCUACCGUCAAUGCCCAUUCACCUUAAAGACGUAUGUAAAGUGUUAGAUGAGAGGAAAUAGGUUGUUUUCACACACAAUAUAAGUAGAAAUCGCUUACAGGUGUAGCGUAUCACUAUACAUGUGUGUUGAUUGGCGUUCGAUAGACCCCCAUUAGGACUACAGCACUAGUUGCUGUGUCGGUCUCACUGGUGACAGAGCGGAGCACGCGAGGGCCUUGUAGGAGUACUAUCAACAACGAUGUUUAUGUGAAAGUUUUAUACGUGAACCACAUGUGUUUUAGGAGUAGUUCUUGUUUACAAGUGUGCUGUGAACACGUCAGUUCUGCUAUUGUAUCAUGGAAUUAGCGGUGAUUUUAGUAUGCCUGGUACUGAGGCUGGUCUGGGUCAAAGCUCAAACCUUAGAGCCGAACUUCGAUGUCCCGAUAGUGAAUGUAACUGCUAUAGCAGGGAAGACCGCUAUAUUACCAUGUUCUGUCCAGGCUCUCGGAGGUCACAAGGUGGCCUGGCUUGAUCCCCGUGAAAAGAUUCUCACCCUAGAAGAGCGACGGGUAAUCUCCGAUGACAGAAUCAGUUUAGAAAGACCGUAUACGAACGACUGGAAUCUGUUUAUACGAGAUGUCAAGCCGUCAGACAGCGGCAAAUACAUGUGUCAGAUCAACACUCAUCCUGUCAAAAUUAAAAAUAUCGUGCUUUACGUCCAUGAGGCAGCCUCCAUUAUCGACGAAUUGUCGAGUUUCGACACCACGGCGAGGGAAGGGGACACGGUGCAGCUAAUAUGUAACGCUACUGGCAUACCACCACCUACGGUCACGUGGUAUCGGCGCCCUUCAAGCACCAAGGAGGCGAAAGAAGUGGUCGGACUUAAUGGGGAAGUAUUGGUCAUCUACAAUAUUUCUCGCUACUGCGACGAUAUCUAUGAAUGCGUGGCCUUCAACGACAUAUCCCCAGCUGCGAGUCGAGAGAUCCGAGUGGUAGUUGAAUUUGCUCCAGAAAUAUUUUUGCCAACAAAACGCAUGGGACAAUACCAGGGAAAAGAAACAAUACUUGAAUGCCGAGUGACGGCUAACCCUCAAGUGUAUAGUACUUGGAAGAGAAAUGGCGUAGAGAUCACCAAUAAUUAUAAAUAUAGAGUAGAGGUUUACGAGGAAGACAAAAACACUAUCACCAUCAGCUUAAGGAUACGACAGAUUGACAAAGACGACUACGGACCAUAUACAUGUAAAGCUUCAAACUCUCUAGGAACAGAUAUGGAGGAAAUGCUUUUAUAUGAGUACUUGCCCCCCAAGACUGAUCCAGCAACAACCACUACAGAUCGAACCUUUGAACAACAGCAGCCUCGGCAGAACCAACAAAACAAUGGUGGUGUAGACUCUAUUUCUAUCCAUAGGAUCGACACUCAGCCGGACUAUCAUAAUCAGGGUUUAUAUCCGAGUCAACAAGGCAAUGGUGGACACACGUUCUACGCAUCCGGUCUAGUGAUCCUUUUGGCUCUUCUAUCGAUUGUGUUUGACACCUGUAGGUGACCAUUUGCAUCAUGACACAUGCGUGACCUUUAUAACCAACUUCCCAUUUGUACAUAUCAUUUAAACUCAUCACCAUGUAUCCAUCGAUUAUCAGUAUUUCUUCAUGUUUAUCAUCAACUACUACAAACAUUCCUGUACACUGUUUAACCAUUCUCUUACGUCAUUGUUUAUCACAUCGAUAUCAAUAUAAGGUAUGUUCUAACCUUUGCGAAUAUCUACAGCUGCAUUCAUUUCAAAAUGUUUAAGAUGUAUCCCAAUAUUUUUGUUUUACUUUCCUUAUUGUUGAUGUACGUAACAAAUGUAUGCAGAGUUUCAACUGUACCUUGGAGAUUUGGUUUAUUUCUAAAUGUUAGAGUAGGUUCCCUUUGAUCACACUCUUUUUUAGAAAGGUCCUCAUUCUAUGUGUAGAGUAGACUCCCUUUGAUAACCUUCUUCAUCGAAAGGUUGUAAUUCAUAAAUAAAGAAAGCCCCCGUUGAUCAUACUCUUUAUAGAAAAGUUGUAAUUCAUAAAUAAAGAAAGCCCCCGUUGAUCAUACUCUUUAUAGAGAAGUUGAUAUAUACGGAGUAGAUUUCCUUUGAUUAUGCUCUGUUUGAAAAAUGUAUUUUAUAUGUACAAAAAAGAAGACCGUGCCAAUGUUUUAAGUCACGUUAACGUAUUCUGUCGACACUGAAAACAUGAAAACGGUAAUUCAAAAACUGUGUGAAACGUGUGAUUGCUCAAAAUUUAUUUUGAUAUUAUUUCCUUCUGUCCUUUAAGAUUGUAAACAUUUGUAGAUUUUCCAAAAUUCCGCACAGUUUGUUGUUUGAACUAAACAAUACUUAUAAAACUAUCGUAUUCAUUUUUUUAGCAGGAAAACUUCUACAUAUACGACAACUUUGAGGGACUGUCGAAAGCAGUUCGUUUUAGAUAUGUUUGAAAGAAAUCUAUCCUUAACUUGUAUAAACAAUUAAGACUCCAUGACAUUUUUAUGUUAAUAUAUGUUUAUUUUAAAAUAUGCAUACAUUGCUUGAAGACAUUCUCUGUUUCUAAUCAUCAAAUAUUUAGUACGGUCGGCUUUUUGCAGAAAAUAAACAUUAAAUAGAAACUUGUCCGAUGUGUUUUUUUCAGUAUAAAGUAUCAACUUACAUUGUCAUACAGAUCAAGCUAGUCACACAGCUUGGCACAAGUUACAUUGAGUAUUUUAUAUAUGUCGCUUACAAGUCUUAAGCCAGUUGUGAUUACGACUUCAGCGUGAACCGUUCCAUGUAUGUUACCGUACAUCUUGUCCCACCACGAUCAACAUGUGUGAGUGCGAUUGUCAUACGAAUUAAUUAUUUAUAGAAUUGUGUAAUUAAUUAACACUAUGUAAAGAGCAAAUAAGUAAGCGUUAAGGAUGAAAGUUCCAUUGUAAAUAGAAGUGUUUAUAUAAUAAUGAUAGUGUGUGAAUGUGUAAAAAUUAUAAAAAAAAAUAUGCAAAUGACUGUCAUGUGGAAUAUAGAAUGACUUAAGUAUGUAAGCUGUAAUGACUUAAGAGAGAAUGUGGUUCAUAUUUUGCAUACUUUUUAUAUGUUUAUCAACAAAACAACACAUUUGUUCUAGUUACGCAGUUGAACUCACGUUUUAACAAUUGUUCAAUACUAUUCAUAUUAUUCUCCAUCGUGAAACUUGUCAUGGGGAAACAAAUAAUCGGGUUUCCCUUCUACAAUGACAAUAAAAAAAGUAUAUUGUAUUAUAUGCAUGAACAUGUAACAGUUGGUGCAUACAAUGUAUAAAGAAGAAACUUCAAGUAUAAAAAUGUGUUUCUCUAUCAACGCCCUUGCUGUUCAUUCAGUUUACUGUAAAAGUUGACAUUUUAGCGGUGAGGAAAUGUUCGCGUUUUCCGCGUGGAGUUAAUUAGCGGGAAAAUAUCUGUUCGCGAAUAAAUAUUAAUGAAUUAUAUAAAGCCCAGUUUUAUAGGAUAUAUAAGUUUCUUACAUUUUUUAAUGCGAAAAUUUCCACAUAGCAAUUUGUUUCAAGAGUCUUAACGUGAACAUUUCCGCACGCAAAAAUUACCACUUUUACAGUAUAAUGUCAGUGGAGCUGGUAUUUGUACUGUCACAUGUUCUAUUUAAAGGACGCGAUUGGCUGAAUUAAGUAAUAUAAGCCUGUUCAUGUUUUGUUAUGCAUCAUAAUAUUAUCAAUAUAGAAGUUUGAUGUUUGAGUAAGUUUGUGAGCAAAUGGUUAAUGAUAGAUUUAAACUGAUGAGAAAUUUGUUUAAAAUAAUAUUUAAUGAUAGGAUCAAAGAAAUGUUAAGUAGUAUGCAAGACUAUUGACUACCGCUGUUUUGAUGUUAUCUGUAUCUAUUAAAUGUUCAUUGCCUAUGUAUCUUCUUACCCUCUGUCAUAGUUCCUUCACAUUCCUGAUUAAUUCUUUAUUGUGUUAAGGCAAAGGGUACCAUUGCAUCAGUUUUAAUCGCGAAGAAGUGCUCAACUCAGAUUUUGUUUUCAAUUGGAGGAAACAACCAAAUGAGGUUUUCUGGCUUAGAGUAACUUCCCCUGUCAUGUUUUAAUGGGAUGUGCUGUCAACAAAUUGGACAUUAUUAGGACAGAGUCAUAUAUCUUAGAUGACAAAGUUUAUGAAGCGUAGGUUUUGUAAUAUAAUGGUCCUCAGUUCGUCCUCCUGUUUUUUUGUUGUUUACUUUUUUAUUUUAUUUUCAAACAUUAAAAUUUCGUACAACUGUAAUUCUGUAAAAUGCAUGGCAACAAAUGUCAUUUAUAAUACUUCUUUUGAAAAGGGCUUCAGCAAAUAUUUGACGAUGGUAUUAUUAGAGUUUAACUUGAUGGUUCCCUUUGCCUUAAUUACCUUUCCUCAAACAAGCAAUUAUAUAUAUACUGCAUACCGAUAUUGUACAUAAAGUUUACAGCACGCUGUAUUUUUUUUCAAUAUAGGAAAUGUUUGAUCGAAUGAAACAGUAAACAGAUAUUUUUUUUCUUAUAUUAUUAAAUGGUGUAUGUACCUAAAGUAUAACAAUCAUACCACAUUUUCAAUUGUUCAAUAAUAUAUACUUUUUUCGCGGUAAAUAAUUAACUUAACGAUGUCAUUAUAAUGUUAAAAGUGUCAUAAUGUCAGUAAUCUGGUUUUUGAACGAUUUUAAGUUAGUGACAGUUUUUCGAUAUCAAAAUUGUGAUUUCACUAUGUUUAAAAACGAGUAGUUUCACGAUAUUAUACACUGGUCUUUUCACGUUAUCAUUAAAAAGAAAGUCUUAAAAUGUCAUCAAGCAGGAGGUUUCAAGAUGUCAUUAAUCUUGAAAUGUCAUAAUGUUUUUAAAGGGGUAGUUUAACGAUGUCCUAAGACAUUGAUCGGAAAGUGUCAUGAUGCCAUUAUACUGGCAGUUUUACGAUGUCACAAUACACUAAGUGGGUAGUGUUACGAUGUCAGUAUAUUUUUAAAUUUUCUGUAAAAAAAAAACAAUAUCCCGAGAUUUCAUUUAACAAGAUGCUUUAAACGUUUUCAUUUAUCCAACCCAAGUACACUGUUUGAGUCUUGUCUUUCCUUGAUCUCGUUAUAAGGAUGACAAAGCCGUUGCACAUUUGCCUUCUAAUAAGUUGUAAGCGAAAGAAGCGUAAGCGAGUUCAAAAUGUAUUAAAAUGACUAGUAUUUUUCUUGCAACAGUGUUGUUUUAUUUUAGCAUGCAUUAAAAUCGAACAUACUAAGAUUUUUUACAAUAAAGUUAUCAGGUGAUAUUAUUGAAAUCAAUUAAACUUUUUUUUCCUCCAUAUUUAGAAAUUUACGUCAUUGACUGCAAUACUUAUCAUGUAUGCAUGAUAAUAAUGUAAAUAUCAGCAUGUCACUUUGUGUUGAUUAAGCUUGAUACUAUUGUUUCAACUCAAUUAAGUUGUUUGUACAAAUAUAUUAUCAUACUUGAUUCCAAACAAAGCUGAUCAUUUGCCAUACAAAAGUUGAUAAUGAGUGUAGUACCGUAUUAAGAAUAAAAAAAAAAUGUUGCCAGAGGUAUAAAACAACGUUAGCUGUUUCAUCUGUUAGUGCUGUGUUUGUUCCUCUAAUUAAUGUAAUAAAACCCAGAGAUUAAAUUUUGUAUAUGACGUAUAUACUGAUUCAAAAGAAUGGUGUGACACCACAAAGCAGUUGAUUUAUACUACAAUAAAAACGAAUGUAUUCAUGUGUUUCUUACUGCCAUGGUUACAGUCUAAACUCUCAAAAUCUUAUUAUUCCGCAAUUUCUCAAAAAUCCCUGUUGACUGUUGUACAUUAUAUCUAAUCAAUUCCUUUUUACGUGGAAAACAACAUUAACUUGUUAUUUUUUGCAAAAGAACUUUUGGAAAAAAUAUUUUUACAUAUGAAUUUGAGACGAAGGUAUAAAUAAAUUGUUAGAAAAGUUGAGUUCGUUUUUUAUCAAUUGAAAAGAACAUUAUCAAUAGAGGUUAUUUUUUCUUUUCUAAAUUUGAAACAACAGGUGUGUUUUUUUCGAAUUUGAUAUGAUUAUGAAAAAAACGUUGAGGCACACUACCGAAAUAAAAAAUAAAAAGGAAAAUAUAAGUUAGGUCAAUUAAUCUUAUUUCAGUUAUAUUAUAUUAGCAUCGUAUCUGGAUAACCUUAAUUUAUAAUUUGUUAAGAACAUUGUAUCUUUAUUAAUAGCGCAUUGUUGAUGUGAUAGUAUAUAGGUUUAUAUGGCAGAUUUAACGAAUGGAAAUGGAAGUUUUUAUUUCAGUUAUAAAUAAUGUAACAUCUGUUUUGAUUUUCCCAUUCAUAUCGGUAGAAUACGGACUAAAUGUUUAAUGUUAGAUUGUUAUUUAAGAAGACAUUGAUGAGUUGUGAGUGUGAAAAUUAAAAGAAUUUAUAAAUGUGUGAGUUUAUAUCAACUUGUGACAUUUCUUGGUUGCAUUUUUAAUGAAAAUAAUUCAAUUUCACAUUGUAAGUCUAAUAUAAUUGGGAAUUGUCAGAUUUCAGAAAUAUAUCCCGAAGUUAAUGCUGAUAGCGCAUUUUAUUUACAUCACCCCACAUAAUUAAAACUUAGAUAUGUAUGAUGUGAGAGACAUAUGUCGUUAAGCGAGCUAUGCUUGUAAAUAUCGUAUUAUGACAUGCUGCUGAAAUAAAGAAGGUCUGAAUGAUAA
This is a messenger RNA of Mizuhopecten yessoensis (Yesso scallop), 6658 nucleotides long. RefSeq names its product lachesin-like. The coding region runs from base 380 to 1567 and encodes 395 amino acids. NCBI's taxonomy places the organism in Eukaryota, Metazoa, Mollusca, Bivalvia, Pectinida, Pectinidae. The record is from RefSeq and is a predicted model, not a curated record. The transcript has 8 exons. Gene Ontology annotation, cellular component: neuron projection.